AUGGCCCUUCCAAUUCCACUAAGCGCAGCUCGUCAGUUGGAACACACGCUUUCCGGCUUCGAUUUCGUGAUCGACAAGAACUGGCGAGGUGAGCCUGUGGACCAUGAGCCGUUCCAUGUUCACCUCGAAUGGUUCUUCCAGCGCCUCAAGGGUAGACCACAUAAACGUGUCGUGAAGGCGUUUGUCGAAGGCCCCCUGUUCGAUGAUCCGGCAGAGCCAGACGACCUCGGCGGUGUCUGUCAUAACCUGUACGACUACGAAUGUGUCGAGCUGUUCUUCGCAAACGGAAAGAAUCAGUACCUCGAGAUCGAGAUCGGACCUCAUGGCCACUGGCUGGUGCUAUUGUUCAAGGAACGUCGCGUACCGUUGCAUCUCAACGAUGAUUUGGAGCUGGAGGUUCAGAACGUAUUUGAAGGGAACACGUGGCGGUCGGUGUUCGAGAUUCCCCUAGCCUAUUUCCCACCAAAGGUGUCUCGUUUCAACGGCUAUGCACUGCAUGGUUCCGGAAAAAAUCGUCAUUAUGAAGCCGUGCACCCGAUCUUCGACGGUCGGCCGAACGACGCGCCGGACUUCCACCGCCUCGAGUUCUUCAGACCUAUCAAAAUUGAGAAGAUCAUACCGGAGAGCUUCAACGACCAUUCAUUUAAUGACUUGUACUAUGGCGACCUCUGGGCGGAGACCACGGUUCAACCAGUGCCUAUAGUGCCCAUAUGA
This is a messenger RNA of Soboliphyme baturini, 714 nucleotides long. NCBI's taxonomy places the organism in Eukaryota, Metazoa, Nematoda, Enoplea, Dioctophymatida, Soboliphymatidae. The record is from the annotation of a GenBank genome assembly.